Messenger RNA from Maniola jurtina (meadow brown), 5215 nucleotides. Its product is annotated as protein PRRC2C. NCBI's taxonomy places the organism in Eukaryota, Metazoa, Arthropoda, Insecta, Lepidoptera, Nymphalidae. The transcript has 8 exons. The coding region runs from base 974 to 2350 and encodes 458 amino acids. The record is from RefSeq and is a predicted model, not a curated record.
GAGUCAAGGCUUCACCUAACCUCAUUUCGCGCAACCGUAGAUGCAAGCCUGUGCCCGUUUCUGCUUCAAAAAUUUGUCUAAUAGCGCGUUCAUCCCGCUCUUUGGCACAUUGACGUCAUCAGCUCCACGGCACAGCCUCCGCUGUAUUGUCAAACACAUAUUUAAUUACCAACGUGUGCAGUGCGGCACGCGCAAACCCAACUUGAAGAUGACCAAAGAUUGGUCGUUGAUUUGGGCCAAAAACGGCUCUGUUCGAUUCGGGAUUGAAGAUGUUUUCGGGAGAAGUACACGCGGUGGUUAUGAUGUUCUUCCAAGGGAGAUGUCGGGUGAAUUUCGGCCGAUCCUUGCUUCUCACCGCGUCUGCGCAAAAAACGUUCGGGCACGUAUAUCAGUCAAAGUAAGGCGGCGCGCCGGCUAGCGCGCUCGCCUGGCGUACGGCCCGGGCUCCCACGACGUCUCCUCUGAAGCCGGGAGCAGUUUCAUCAAUAAAAAGAUGCCCCCAAACAUGUUUACCGAAUGCGUGUGGUACCGCAAUACGUCAAUUUAGCCGCAUAACGCAUGUAAAUGGACACGUGACUGCGCUGCCCGUAGUGUCUUCCUUUGUAGUGUGAUUGACUCUAGUGCUGGUUGUUUUUGUGAGGUUAAUCGUAGCGGGAAUCCUGUAAAUAAGGUCUAUUACUAAAGCAAUAAUAUAAAAUCUAGAAACCCCGUAGGUAAAUAAAAUAAGUAAUAUUAUUAGUUGACGCUGUAGAAGUGCAAAAAAAAAAAACAGAAAACCAGCUCUAGUCUACGCAGUAUCUUCCAUUAUUAACUGUAACUAAUUAAAUUAACUAUUUUAUAGUUUUAAAAUAAAAAUAAACUGUGCAAAAUGUUUCGGAACGCGAAAAUCGAGUUAAAAUACUCGUAUAUCGAGUCGCCGGGCAGUGUCGAGGGAAUGAGUGUUGUGGUUUAAACUAAAAGAAAUGCCAAUAAAAUGCCGCAGCGCGCUUCGUCAUCGUCCAGCUUGAUACGACCCUUCGUGGUGUUGGCGUUGCCCGGAAUGUACCUGCUGUAUAAGUACAACCAGUACCGACAACAGCAAAUGGAGACCGCGCGGCGCCGGGUCACCGAGCGUGAGCUUAUGCACCUCAACACCAAAAUUGAUAAAUUGCUCAAUAAAUUGGAAGAAAAUGAGCCUGAACUCGCUACGUCACCCGAGGAAGAAUGUGUAAUAUGCGUAAAUGCGAAGGCGACGAUGCAAACAUCUCCGUGCGGCCACCGUGUGGUCUGCCGGAGGUGCUUCGUGAAGACCAUUCAGAUGGCAGUCAGUCAGAGACUGCUGCCGCUGCGCUGUGUGAUCUGCCGGGCGAAGAUCCUGCGACUGCGGCAGGCACCUCGCUUGGUGACCAGCAAAAGUUGGCAGGUGUCAAGUGGAAGUGGAAAGUCAUGGGGAGUGCCAGGAUCCGUGUCGUCGUACUCGGUCGGUGCGCGGUCAGUGCCUGCCUCCGCAUCGCUUUACUCCGUCACCAGUGGCGAGUCUUCCCUUUCAGGUGUAUCUUCCGUAUCGUCUAACAGUGGUGGGAAUGUGAGUAACACUGGUUGUUCCACCAAGCUGUGUGGAGGCGCGAAGUGUGGUGGGGCGUGUCUAGGCGCGGUGCCUAGGGUGCCUGCCGCCUCCGCUCCGCCAAAAGCGCGGCAACCAGCCUCCAACUGCCUGCGACGAUCACAGCAUCAUAGCAUGAAGGCAAGAUUGCAAGAUUAUCAAGUACACAGCUAUACGGGUGGGCCGGCCGGAGAACCUUCAGGCAGACUACCUCCAAUCCGCGAAUUCCAAAGAGAAUUCCGCGAAGGACGGCGAGAAAGCGCCGCUGCCGCUUCAGCGUCGACUAGAAUAAGGUGCGCACAAAAAAUUGUAACGCAGCUAGAAACAUCGCCACAAAAGAAUAAACAACAUUUUUUUCGACCCCUAAAACCCCCUAAUAAAGACGAAACCCCACCAAAAUCAAGAGAUCACAGCAAAGAGACUGACAGCAAAAAGGAAAACCCCAAAGCGAAACCGAAAAAAGAAGAAAAGAAAAAGAAAGAACCAGAUGAAAACGUAAAGCAAGGUGAAAAGAAUAAAAAAGACGAAACUAAUGAUAAUAAAAAGAAUGAAAUAGCUGAAAAGAAAAAAGAGGAAAAACUUAGACUUAAGGCGGAGAAAGAAGCUAAAAAGGAAGCUAAAUUACAAGCUAAAGAAGAAGAAAGACAAGCUAAGCUUCUCGCUAAAGAGGAAGAAAGACAAGCGAAACUAUUAGCUAAAGAAGAAAAGAAGAAAGCUAAAAAGGAGGCAAAACUUGCGGCACAAGCUGAAAAAGAAAAAGCUAAAUAAUAAAAUAUCCAUAUAAUUUUUACAUCUUAGAAACUUUUAGCCGUCUUUAGAUUUUAGAUUCGGAAAUCGUUAGGUACUAUCGGAACAAAGAUAAAAUUUUACAAGUAUUGUAAAUUCGUAUUAGACAUAAAUAAAUUACUGUAACUUAUAAAAUAAUGAUUAGCAUGAUUUCAUUUCUAUUUUUUUACUCCUUUUGUUACCCUACAUUAUUUUAUAUUAUGAUAAGACAAUAUGAAUGAAAUAGAUAAUGUUAGAAAUAGAUAUAGAUAAAGAUUACGUUACCGAGUAGUGCAUUACAAAAUUGCUCUCAUACUGUUAUUAUAAUUGGAAUGUUAAACAUAAAUAAGGCAGUGUAUGCUGUGGUGUUAGUGGUUCCCUAUCACUUUGGAAUGCAUUACCAUGAAACGUGGUUAUGUGCAUUCAUCGCCCCUUCAUUCAGCUUCACCUACUAGACCUUCGUUUCAGGAAAUCAUUCGCGCGCUUCAGCUUACAAAACACUCUAGGAGUAGGACAGACUAGAGUACUUGGGGACGGGGUUCUUUUUCGUUCUGGACCACAUUUGGCCUAAUUUUAUGCAUUAUUUAAUUGAACGUGAUAAUCAUUUGACUACGAAGUCUCACCUUUGGCACUGUUGCCAAGCAACGGCACUGCAACCAGUCUUACGGCAACGCGAACCAAAGUGAUAGGGCACCGCUAUGCCCUAAUUCGCAUGAGCGUUAUAAAAGCGUUGCGUUAAAACCCGGCGUUGGCGGGUAAUAACGUUGUAUAUAAGCGUUGUCGAUUGAACAGAUACUUGAGAAUGCAUGUGUUCUAUUUGAACGCUUUUUUAAUCGACGUUAAAAAAGCCCUCGUGCGAAUUAGCCCAAGGCAUCGCAUACAUUUCCUAAAAUAAUAUAGUUUUUAAAACCGAAGGUUAUAAAAAGCAAUUUAAUUAAAUAGAAUGUUGGGUCAUAGUUGGAAUUUUACAAACUGCGAAGACUGAACGAAUGAGAUAAAGAAAUCAUAUCGUUUUGUAAUUUGUGUGUAACAGUCGUAGUUAGGAGCUCUGUGCAUUACUGCAUUGCCAAAGAAUUUAUUUACUGAGAGUUAGCACCAAAAUUUUUACCUAUGGCAUUGCGGUAACCGCAAUUGUUGUGAUUGGCUGAAUUAUGGUAUUCCUGCUAAUACAUCAGCGCAUUUUAGCCAAUAGUGAGAUCUGUAGCUAAUUCUGUUGUAGAUAAUCCUUAAACUAAACUUAUAUUGACAAGUCGAAAUCUAGUGCUAUCCUUUUCCGCUGGGAGCAUUAUGAAAGAGAUAGCAAUUCAUUUAGACCUAUCAUUUUAGUUUAUUUCAGUGAUUGUGAACAACAGAAUUACUAUUUAGUCACACUGUCAGCACAUCAAACAUAUUGCGAUGGUCACAUUAAAUAGCAGUCAAAUUUUGAUGCUAAGUCUUCUGAUUUUAUGGUGAUCCAACCCAUCUCUUAAGUAUAUUCUAGAACUCCAAGUAGUAAAUUGAGUAAGGUAUUUUGCAAGGUUUUCUCAUGGUUUGUCAGUGUUUGUCACCAUCAUCUGCCAGGCGGAAUGCAAUUUUUAUUUUCAUAUUGUAAAAGUAGUGAUCGCAAAACAAGUAGUCCAAUCUGAAGUUGCAACAUGACAAUUUUCGUACGUCAUAGACUAUACUUGACUGAGAUCUAUAGAGUAGGUAUAUUUUGACUUUGCUCAGACUUAAGCUUCAAUUAAAACGAGAUGGUUUUAUGUCAGCAGUAUAGCUCUGUCUCAUUUUAACAGUAUCUUAAGUCUAAGCAAAGUCAAAGUGCCCUCUAUAGAUCUCAACCUAAGAAUUAAAAUAUACACAAGCCCAGCGGAGAUCCUUUUUGUACAAUGCGCAGUCAUACGCUUCGAGUUCAGAUUGGAGUACUUUUUUGCGCACACUUUACUAUCUUAGAGACUUUAUAAAAUACCAAACCCAAUUAUACGUUUGGGUUCUAAGAAUAUUAUUGGUAUAUUGUACUUAAUUUCGAAAUAAAAAAUAGAGAAGCUAGGUAGUAUUAUUUUUUUAAUAUUUAAGGAUUUCUUAUAUGCUUACCAUAGAAAAUCCUAUCUGGAUCAACAGCUAUACGAUGUGACUAAGGCACGACGCAGACCUGCAGAAUGGAGUGAAACCAAGGUGCAGAGCCUUUCUGAAUAAUAACUCAAACUAACCUUUAUUUAUUUUGACAUAAAGGCGACGACUAGUGCCGCGUUAAACGUGCCAUGCGUCCUUUCAGUUUCCUGUUUUGUUUUCAGUACGUAUAUGAGAAUGAGCUCGCACGGUAAAAUUACACAGCGCCAUUUUAAAAUAAAUUUUCAAAGCAGAAAAAUAGCGCGAAUAAAUAUAAAAUUACCUUAACCCUUUGUCUAUUAUGUAAAGGCGCUAUCUACCUGUAAUCUGUAGUUAUGUUACUUAGCAACAUUGUUAUCUGUCAAAAGAAAUGUACAAUUUUUGACAAAUAACAACGUUGCCAAGAUGUUGCCAAGUAACUUAUUUACAGUUGCCAAAAAGAUUGAUUUGCAAGGGAUCCUUGAUUAAACAGGGCAAAGCGGAGUGUAAGUUUUUAACACAAAGACUGUUCCACUUGGCUCUACUCCACUCUGUCUGUAUGUGUUGACCCUAAUUAGUUGCCAAAAACUGGAAAUUAACAUAACCACAGUCCGUCUGUCAUCCUAAUCUCAAACGAGUCACAAGGUAAUAUUUUAAAUUUUAAAUAUUGUAAUGUAGAAUCAUAUCAAGUUGAGUUAGCAUGAACCUAGGUAAGUGUUGAGGUUUCUUUUAUAAGGUUUCCAUGUCGGAAUCUAUUGUCAAUCGUUAGAAGUUUCCUGUAAAUUAAAUAACAAUGUUACCUAA